GGCUGAGCCCCUGAUACGGUGACGUCACACUCCCGGAACGGCGAAAGUCGAAACCCCACCAAGCACAACCGCGUUCCAACCAUGGACGCCGGCGGCGCACGUCCAUCGGCACCGUCGGCCGCCGCUGCCGCAGGCACCGCAGUUGCGGGGGCCUCCGCGGCGGACGAGCCCCGGGACGCGCGGGUGGUGCGGGAGCUCCUGCGCUCGAUGGGUCUCGGCGAGGGCGAGUACGAGCCCCGCGUCGUGCACCAGUUCCUCGACCUGGCAUACCGGUACGUCGGAGACGUGCUCGGGGACGCCCAGGUCUACGCCGACCACGCCGGGAAGGCUCAGAUCGACGCCGACGACGUCAGCCUCGCCAUCCAGGCCAAGGUCAAUUUCUCCUUCUCCCAGCCGCCGCCGCGCGAGGUUCUCCUUGAGCUGGCCCGUAGCCGAAACAGAAUUCCACUGCCCAAAUCAAUUGCUCCUCCAGGCUCAAUUCCCCUCCCACCUGAGCAGGACACACUGUUGGCCCAGAACUACCAACUCCUACCUCCAUUGAAGCCACCACCUCAAUAUGAGGAAACAGAGGAUGAGAAUGAAGAAUCCAACCCAAGUCUGACACCGAACCCAGCAAAUUCUAAUCCAACCUUCUCGCAGGAUCAGAGAAAUAACGAGCAACAGCACACUCCCCAACAUGGUCAGAGGGUUUCAUUCCAACUCAAUGCUGUGGCAGCUGCUGCUGCAAAGCGUCCUCGGAUGACCAUUGAUCAGCUGAACAUGGGCUAACCAUUCAUCGUCGUCGGUUAGACUAGUUUCCUUUUCCUCAUCCUCUAGUCUGGAGAAUAAUGUUUUGAAGAGAUUAGUGUUGUAUUGGUAUGAUCUUAUUGACUACCACCCACCUAUUUAACCACGUGUGCAGUACAGCAGCAGCAUAAGUUUCUGCCUGCAAGAACGUUGCUUUAGGGAAGGAAAACAACUGUGCUAGUAGUGUAUUUUGUACUUGCUCACUAAAAGGUUAAUAUCUGCUACAAUGGUAUCUGGGUCUGCAUGUUCUUAGUAAAAUUAGCAUUUAUCUCAAGAGGGCAAAAAUUGCAUUAUUAGUAUUGCAA
Sorghum bicolor (sorghum) is the source of this 1091-nucleotide messenger RNA. RefSeq names its product transcription initiation factor TFIID subunit 9. Gene Ontology annotation, cellular component: SAGA complex; transcription factor TFIID complex. Gene Ontology annotation, biological process: RNA polymerase II preinitiation complex assembly; DNA-templated transcription initiation. Gene Ontology annotation, molecular function: RNA polymerase II general transcription initiation factor activity; transcription coactivator activity; protein heterodimerization activity. The transcript is spliced from 2 exons. Bases 82 to 768 code for a protein of 228 amino acids. NCBI's taxonomy places the organism in Eukaryota, Viridiplantae, Streptophyta, Magnoliopsida, Poales, Poaceae. The record is from RefSeq and is a predicted model, not a curated record.